AUUAUAUACAGCUAUCUGGCCGAGGCACACAACUCGUUAUUAUGAUACUGCGUUGUGUAUGUACAUGUAAAGUGUGCGUCGACGGUGGUGAACGUGUAUAUGACCACGCGGAUCUUCAAUCACAAUCGCGCUACAUAAUAUACAGUCCGCGCAUCGAUCGCAUCUUUCAUCGAAAUUUAUAAUAUUAACGUAAAUAAACAUCCGUCCUGCGGCCUUUUAUUUUUUAAACGUCGACGUGAUUGCGAUAAUGCACCUCGAGGCAGCGAUUAUGGGUGUCGACGACGACUCGCGAGAAGCUCAACGGCAAUGCACGCAGCAGCAGCAGCGGAGCAUCGUGUCCAAUACGAUCGAUGCAGCGGAGGAUGGGCGCUGCCGAUCCAACAGCGGGACGAUGCGUUUCAAAUCCUCCAAAUAUCGUCCGAGCCUGCAGUUGGCCAAUCAACACCGACUGGAUCACACUUAUGCGGCUGCUCUCGGCAAUCAUCGCUCCAAAGCUCGCCACCAAGCCGACGAUAUCGAGUCCAAUUUGACCUUGACUGGAAAAAUCAACGACGAGGAAGAGAACGACGAGGAAAACGACCAAAUCGACGUGGUGUCGAUCGAGAACGAGAUCGUCGACGUCGAGACGUACGAGGAGAAGGAGAAGAAGAGCAGCAGCGACGGCUUGUGGUUGAAGAACUUUUGCCUGGAUUAUGAGCCGGCGAUUCGAAGGAGCCGCGGGAGACGCCGACGUCGGCAAAACAACAAUAUCAAGGAUGGCCAGGCCGAUAAGGAAAACCUCUCGUUUUAUUUCACUCGGUCGAGCGGCGUGGUAAAGCAGUAUCGUGGAAAUCGCAGACUGUCGAGAUUCAGCGCUAAUAAAAGUAAUAAUGCCAAAGUCGCGAGGCCCGCAGUGCAGGAGGAUAAAAAGCGAUGGAUAGCGGCACUGGCUUUGAUAGAACUGGCGCAGCAAUUGAGCUAAUCGAAGAAGAGGAGGAGGAGGCAAUAUUUUGCACGUGUAAGAGAAGCUUGUACAUAUGGCUUGUUGUUAUUGUUAUUCUUUUUUUUUACUUAGCUGCAAGCGUUGAUAUCCGUUGAAAAUUGAGGAAAUAAGUUUAUAUUCCUAUUGCCAGAUCUGCGGGAGGCAUGGUUAUUUAUCAUUCAUCAAAUAAUGUAAAUAUACUCAUUAAGAUACUAUUAAUUUUGUAAUUAAUA
Molecule: messenger RNA, 1194 nt
Organism: Trichogramma pretiosum
Lineage: Eukaryota; Metazoa; Arthropoda; Insecta; Hymenoptera; Trichogrammatidae
Exons: 3
Coding region: 248-961 (237 amino acids)
Source: RefSeq, a predicted model, not a curated record